AUGCCUAUCUCCAUCCCAAGAGCCGAGUCCCUCAAAGACCUCUUCUCGUUAAAGGGAAAGGUAGUCAUCAUCACAGGUGCUUCCGGUCCCAAAGGAAUGGGUAUUGAAGCCGCACGAGGAUGUGCUGAGAUGGGUGCCGAUGUAGCCAUCACAUAUGCAUCCCGUCCCGAAGGAGGCGAGAAGAACGCCAAGGAAUUGGCUGAGGCAUAUGGUGUAAAGGCCAAGGCAUACAAGUUGGACAUUGGUGACUAUGCCAGUGUUGAGAAGUUGGUUGCCGAUGUCGUCAAGGAGUUUGGAAAGGUCGAUGCUUUUAUUGCAAAUGCUGGUAGAACAGCUGAUAGUGGUAUUCUUGAUGGAACGGUUGAGGCUUGGAAUGAGGUCAUUCAAACUGAUCUUAAUGGAACUUUCCACUGCGCAAAGGCUGUUGGACAUCACUUCAAGGAGCGUGGAACUGGUUCUUUCGUCAUCACUGCCUCGAUGUCUGGUCACAUUGCCAAUUUCCCACAAGAACAAACCUCAUACAAUGUUGCCAAGGCAGGAUGUAUUCACAUGGCUCGUUCUCUCGCCAACGAAUGGCGCGAUUUCGCUCGAGUCAACUCCAUCUCUCCUGGUUACAUUGACACCGGUCUCUCUGACUUCGUCGACCAAAAGACUCAAGCUUUGUGGAAAUCUAUGAUCCCAAUGGGUCGUGAUGGUGAAGCUAAGGAGUUGAAGGGUGCUUAUGUCUACUUGGUAUCUGAUGCUUCAACAUAUACCACUGGAGCUGAUAUCGUCAUUGAUGGUGGUUACUGCUGCAGAUAA
Sclerotinia sclerotiorum 1980 UF-70 is the source of this 801-nucleotide messenger RNA. RefSeq lists its product as hypothetical. The record is from RefSeq and is a predicted model, not a curated record. Lineage: Eukaryota; Fungi; Ascomycota; Leotiomycetes; Helotiales; Sclerotiniaceae. Bases 1 to 801 code for a protein of 266 amino acids. Gene Ontology annotation, molecular function: oxidoreductase activity, acting on NAD(P)H, oxygen as acceptor. The transcript has 2 exons. Gene Ontology annotation, cellular component: intracellular anatomical structure.